CGCGGCAAGUUUAGGUUGGAGGUCAAGGUCUUCGUUGUUCAUGAUUCUCGUAUACAGUUCUUGAAACCAGUUUAGCGUCUUCCGGAUUGGUGUGAAAAAACAGUUGCGAUGCAUCUUGUUUCUUUCGCUGUUUUAGAUGCAUCAUUGAAAUCUACUUAGAUUACUAGGAGUUCCUUAUUACCCUAAAUCUAGCAAACUUCCGGGAGAUUUUGAAACAUGAGUUCACGUAUUCGUGAUCAUAUGAGAUUAUUCUUGUUAACUGUACUCAAUGAAGAUCCCCGACUGUUGUCUUUAUGCACGCUAAAUGAAUUGACGUCUGUAUUUGUACAAGAAAUGAAUAUUGAACUCAGUGAAAAUUGCUACUCAAAGCUUAAACAUUUUGUGUGCUCUUUUUUGUAUAAUUUGAUGAAUGAUGAGGGAGUUGUAACAAAUGGUGUGGAUCCCCAUGCUCAGAAUUAUUGCUUACCAGUUAAAAACUCUUCUUCUACACCCGAAACACGAAGACGUGUGGUCAUGCUUUCUCGUGAUGAAGUAAUGGCAUUGGCGGCUGCUACUGUUACUGAUAAAACAAAUCACGCUGUAUCUAUAUCAAACGAUGGGGAAAGUGUUAGUAAGCGUAUUAAACAAUUACGUCAAACUCCACUAAUUGGAACUAGGUCAACUGUUCGAACAUUUGUGAAUAAACCUAUAAUGAUUAAUGAAGUUAAAAGUCCAACCUCAUCUAAUUUAGAGGUUACUCCUCUGAGAAAUAUUCAACUCAUACAAACACCUAGAGUGAUUGAACCAUCUAAUCAAAAAACAGAAUCUUUUAAAAGUAACUCUACUAACAACAAUAAUAAUUCAACUACAAUGUCUAUCAAUAAACCAAAUUUACCCGCAUUUAUUUCUCAAUCUUCAAUGAAUGAUUGUAAACGUCAUAUAUCUGUUCCGUCGUCUUCAUUUAAUUCUACCACUAAUACUACUACUAUUAAUAAUAGCAUCAAUAAUACUUCAGCUACGAAAACAGGUAUAACAAUAAAGCGACAAUUAAGUGAAGCAGUGAUAUCAAUUCGACCUGCAACUAGUCGUUUGUUAGACAACAAUUAAAAUUAAUGGUUUCGAUACAUAUAACGAUCUCGACGUCUAUGGAUAUAGAGAAGAUCGUAUUCUCAUACUUCUGUUUUGGAAGCAUUCAUUUCGAUUCAAAGAAGAUAAGACGCUUAUUUUUUCGUUCUGCAUUUCUUUUCAUACACAUCUUCAUGUUAUUAUUAGUGUACGCAUACAAAAAAGAUGAUUUUCAGCUUUCUGAUUCUGUUAAACAACAAUCAAAAUGGGUGUCAUAGAUUUAUUUCUCUAAAUUUGUAAAUAAUCAGUAUUUGCCUGUUCACUGUUAUUAUUUAUACCACAGGUUAUUUUUAAAUACUGCAUAAACAGAGUUAAACAAUAGCUCUAUAAUCUUUCAUUUGUUCAUGAAAUUCAUGUAAAUGGUACUGUAUUCAAUAGAGAUUUAUUAUUCACUAUGUAUAAAUAUAAAUACAAAUAUAUAUUUCCGUA
Molecule: messenger RNA, 1533 nt
Organism: Schistosoma curassoni
Lineage: Eukaryota; Metazoa; Platyhelminthes; Trematoda; Strigeidida; Schistosomatidae
Source: the annotation of a GenBank genome assembly